This is a messenger RNA of Tigriopus californicus, 1433 nucleotides long. RefSeq lists its product as uncharacterized. The coding region runs from base 126 to 1277 and encodes 383 amino acids. The transcript is spliced from 5 exons. The record is from RefSeq and is a predicted model, not a curated record. NCBI's taxonomy places the organism in Eukaryota, Metazoa, Arthropoda, Copepoda, Harpacticoida, Harpacticidae.
UGGAAAAAUGCCCACAAAGAGCCCUUAUUUCUACAAAAAUUAAACCUGUUUACGACUGAUUUCCGCCGAUUAGACAAGUGGUCGAACCACAGAGGUCAGAUCCCCUCAGUCAUCAUUCAUCAGCGAUGGGUGUCAAGCAGUUUUCGUCUUGGUCCUUGUUCCGUGUAUUAUUUUUGUGGAUAACCUUGUUUAGUGGUUGGGUGCCAACCAUCUCAGGUGCCGAUGAUCUGGUGAUCGAUUAUGAGACGGCCGAACGCUUAGCCAACCUCCCCUUGACUUGCUACAAUCAAGAGUUUCCCCACAAGUUCGGCAUUACGUACAAUGGAAUCGAAGAAUUGAAGAGUCCCCAUGCGGUUCACCCCAUCUUCUAUGGGUGUUUUGAUUGGCACUCGGCCGUUCACGGCCACUGGCUCUUGGCAGCUAUCCUGAAUAAAUUCCCCGACACGGACUUGGCCCAAAGGAUAAUCACUCUGUUUGAUGAACAAUUCCAGGAAGACAAGGUGGCUGUGGAAAUGGAAGUUUUCAGGCAAGAGCAUAACAAAAUAUUCGAACGAACUUAUGGCUGGGCCUGGUUCUUGAAGUUGCAUGACGAACUUGAGCAGAACCCUCAGAAUCAGGAACGAGGCUGGAGUCGCAUUCUCCAACCCAUGGCUGAUCUUUUGGUGCAAAACUACCAGAACUUCCUGCCUUCAUUGGCUUAUCCAAUUCGAGCAGGGGAGCACCCAAACACCGCAUUUGGACUCAUUUUUGCAUACGAAUACGCUCAAAAACACGAUCUUGAGGAGUUGGCCGAUUUGAUUGCUUUUAACGCCACGGGUCAUUUCCAAAGUGACGUGGAUUGUCCAUUGAAUUGGGAGCCCAGUGGCUCGGACUUUUUAUCUCCGUGUCUUCAAGAGGCCGAACUCAUGGGAAAGCUCAGCGAUUUGGAUCAACCUGAUGAAUUCAACGAAUGGUUCCAGAAGUUCCUACCCAACCUGUUUGAUCCUGACUUUAUUCUGGAGCCAGGGCAUGUCAUUGAUCGAACCGAUGGGAAACUUGUUCAUCUAGAUGGAGUGAACUUUUCGCGAGCUUGGAACCUCUACUCAUUGAUCAAGACCUUGCCCAAGAAUGACACCAUGAACCGAGCAAAGUUUCUUUCUUUGGGCGAUGAACACAUUCGCGAAUCCAUGGAAUUUGUGGUUGGAAGUGAUUAUGCCGGAGCCCAUUGGUUGGCCUCGUUCUUAUUUUAUGCCUUGCAAGUGCGAGAGCAUGCCCUUGAAGACAUGUUCACGUACUAACAUGGACGGAGUUCACCAAACCAAGAUAUUUCAACUAAAUGGAUAAUCAAGUUAUCAUACAUUGUUGAAUUGUGGACUGUGGACAAAAAAUCAAUCCAACAAAUAUGUGGUUUUUGUUUUGAUUUAUCAUAAAUACAAUACAUUUCAAAUACCGUU